AUGUCUUCGGAAAGGGUAGAAUGGGUGGAAAUAAUCGAGCCCAAAACAAAGGAGCAUAUGUAUGCUAACCUUACCACAGGAGAAUGCGUUUGGGAUCCACCUGAGGGUGUCAAAGUAAAACGAACAGACUCGUCACAAUGGUGGGAAUUGUUUGAUAUAAACACUCAUAGGUUUUAUUAUUACAAUGCAUCAACUCAGACUACUGUUUGGCAUAGACCUACAGACUGUGACAUAAUACCAUUAGCCAAAUUACAGACAUUGAAACAAAAUACUGAUCCUCAAAAAAGAAGAGAAACAUCAACACAGACUAACCAGACAGCUACACAGGUGUCAUCAGCAGUCGACCCUGUAAGCAGUAAUGGCAACAGUACAUUGGCAAGUGCCAGCAAACUUUCCCCGAUCAAUGCCAAAGGUGCACUUGUUACGCAAACUAGCCCUGUGAGAACACGGAAGUACUUUCAUCAUAGGGAUAAGAAUAGUGGUGAGAGCAGACGUGGCCGGCUCAGUGAGGACGGUACGACAGCACUAUGUCGACACACAGACUCUGGAAGAUCUUCUGACAGUAGUAUCAGCAGCGCUCAACAGAGGAGAAAACAUGAGUUAAAUGCAGCUCCAUGCAAUCCGGCAGUGUGUACACCGCAAGUUAGAAAAAGGAGCAGCGCUGUGCAAGCACAUGAAGGGGAAAAAUGGUCACCUCAUUCAGGUAUUGUAUACUCGGUUUGA
This is a messenger RNA of Diatraea saccharalis (sugarcane borer), 723 nucleotides long. Lineage: Eukaryota; Metazoa; Arthropoda; Insecta; Lepidoptera; Crambidae. The record is from the annotation of a GenBank genome assembly.